AUUUCUUCUCAAACUUUCUUUUUUCUUUGCAUCAUUCAUAAAGUAAGCCAACAGAUAAAGCCAGCCCACAAACGAACUAAAACAUUCUUUCUUGCACUAAAGGGCAGCUGCAGACAAACAAGGAGGUUGGACCAGUGAGAUCCAUGGAAGGGAUAGCUCCCAAUUCAUGCACAAGGCCAGGGUUAGAGAAGAAAGCAAGACCACAAGAACAAUUGAAUUGUCCAAGGUGCAGUUCAACCAACACAAAGUUCUGUUACUACAACAACUACAGCCUCACACAACCCAGAUACUUCUGCAAGACUUGUAGAAGGUAUUGGACAGAAGGUGGGUCUCUCAGAAACGUGCCUGUUGGAGGUGGCUCAAGGAAAAACAAGAAGGUCUCAUCAUCAUCAUCAUCAAAGGUUCCUGACUUGAAUCCACCAACCGUUUCAUCACUCUCUUCCCAAAACCCUAAAAUGCAAGGAGUCCACGACCUUAAUUUGGCUUUCCCUGCAGCUAUGGACAAGUACCAUGGCAUGUCUCCAUAUAUUGAGAUGCCAAAACUUGAAAUUGGCGACACCACUAGUCACCACCAUAGCUCUUCUUCUGCUCCAACUUCUCUUUCAGCAGUUGAGCUACUACGCUCUGGCAUGGCUUCUAGGGGUUUGAAUCCUUAUGCUCCUAAUCCUUUGAUGUCAAGCUCAGAAGCCCUUUACCCACCUGGCUUUCCCAUGCAAGAGAUCAAACCAAACCUUAGCUUUUCAGUUGAUAUGCUUGGAAACAGAUCAUAUGGAGUUCAAGAGAAUGGUGGUGGGAGGGUUUUGUUCCCUUUUACUUCUGCAGGUGUUGAUGUCGAACACAAUAAAGAACAAGGAAAUUCCAAUGGAUAUUGGAGUGGAAUAAUUGGUGAAGGGUCAUCAUGGUAAGGGAAGAAAAGAAGCAUUGUUGGAAGGACAAGGAAUUUCAGAACCUCCAUUGUUUUCGUUAUCUUCCCUAUUUCUAUCUAUCCUUUCUCACAUGGAUGAUUGUGAUCGAUCUGUUUGAGGUUGUUCAGAACUAACAAUAGGAUACAGAUGGUUACUCUGUUUUGUAUACACUAGUACAUUUGCUAUUCGAGCAAUGUGAGGAUUUUACAGCUC
Messenger RNA from Abrus precatorius (Indian licorice), 1118 nucleotides. RefSeq names its product dof zinc finger protein DOF2.5-like. The transcript has 2 exons. Gene Ontology annotation, molecular function: DNA binding; DNA-binding transcription factor activity. Gene Ontology annotation, biological process: regulation of DNA-templated transcription. NCBI's taxonomy places the organism in Eukaryota, Viridiplantae, Streptophyta, Magnoliopsida, Fabales, Fabaceae. The record is from RefSeq and is a predicted model, not a curated record. Bases 144 to 905 code for a protein of 253 amino acids.